AUGGCCAACGUCACCACCAGCUCCGUGGCCGGAGUCGUGGCCGGAAAAAACCCGCUCGUGUACAGCGCCUCGUCGCCCUACACCAUAUUUCUUUUUCAGGCGGUUCUCAUCCUUGCGUUCUGCCAAAUCCUACACUGGCCAUUGAAGAAGAUCAGACAGCCACGGGUCAUCGCAGAGGUCAUCGCAGGCAUCAUUUUAGGGCCCACUGUGAUGGGCCGCAUUCCGGGCUUCUCGGCGAUGUGUUUCCCGCAGGCGUCCAAGCAGGGGUUGUCGCUUGUGGCCAACAUAGGCAUCAUUCUAUUUUUGUUCAUAGUGGGGUUGGAAGUAGACUUAAAGUAUAUAAAGAAGAACUUGACCGCGGCCGUUUCGGUGGGGAUCAUCAACAUGGCCAUCCCGUUCGCCAUUGGGUGCGGAAUUGCCAAGGCUUUGUAUAAUCACUAUAAAGAAGAGGACCAGGACGUCUCGUUCACCACGCAGAUGGUGUUCAUCGCCGUGGCCAUGUGUAUCACGGCGUUCCCCGUGUUGGUGCGUAUUUUGAUCGAGCUCAACUUGAUUGGCGAUCUGGUCGGUACCAUUGUGUUGUCCUCGGGCAUCAUCAAUGACUUGACCGGCUGGAUUCUUUUGGCGUUGGUGGUCACCUUGGCCAACGCCGACAACGGCAUCCAGACGCUCUACAUUUUGCUUUUGGCCGUGGCGUGGUUCUUUGUGUUGUUGUACCCGGUCAAGUACUUGUUUACGCUCUACUUGAGAAGAUGGACAAAUGACCUCACUUCCGGGCAACCGUCGCCACUCCUGAUGAUUCUCAUCAUUUCCAUGGUGUUCACUUCUGCAUUCUACACAGACAUCAUCGGUGUCCAUCCGAUUUUCGGUGCGUUCAUGGUCGGUGUGAUCAUACCGCGUGACAACGGAUACGUCAUUCGCAUCACCGAGAAGCUCGAGGACUUGAUUUACAUUUUGAUGAUUCCAAUCUACUUUGCUGUGGUCGGCUUGAGUGUCGAUUUGACGAAACUCAACAAGGGUAUCGAUUGGGCGUUCUGUAUUGCCGUCAUUGCCUUGGCUAUGUCUGGUAAGAUUAUGGGCGGUUUCAUUGGCGCCAAGCUCAAUGGUUUCUGCUGGAGAGACUCCCUCACGGUGGGUGUUUUGAUGUCUUGUAAGGGAAUUGUCGAGAUUAUUGUUUUGAACGUCGGGUUGAACGCCAAGAUCAUCUCCGAAAGAGUCUACUCCAUGUUCGUUGUGAUGGCUGUUGUCACCACUUUUUUGACCACUCCCUUGACCAUGUGGGUCUAUCCCCCAAAGUACAGAAAGGGCACCAGCAAUUGGAGCGAUGAUAAGAAAGGCAAGGAGGGCGAAAAUGAAGAGAUGCUUUCCGAAACAACGACAAAGCUAUCAAUUGCCUCCUUAGACCGUUUCGGCUUCUCGGGCGUUUUGCUUCUCUUGAAAAAGAUCGACGCCAUCUCAAACCUCAUGCUUCUUUUGAAAGAUUUGGAGAAGGAUAGACCCGGUGCAAACAUAUUCGCAAUUCAUCUUCGUGAGUUCACAUCACGUACCUCGCAUUUGUUAGAGGCCUCUUCCGCUGGAGACUCGUCCAAGAACGAGCAGGAAUACGCAGACUCGAUUUCUAUCUUAUCUAUCGUGAAAGCCUUCAGCACCAUGCUCGAUAUCAACUUUCUGGCAAAGUCACUCUUGUCGCCAAUCAACAGCUUUAUGGUUUCUGUGAAUGACCAAGUUACAGGUCCAGGAAACUUUCUUCUCACUUCUGCUUCUCCCUCUGGUCUCUUCCAAGCUUCCACUGAGGGAGAUUUUGAGAUGUACAAGCAAGUUCUCGAGGAAUGUAAAUGUCACGUUGGAGUUCUUAUUCCAAACACCACUAAGUUCAGCGAGGGUACCAAGACCAUUCGUUUGAUCUUCAACCAAGACGACCGUUUGAGUUCUUCGGACCUACUUGCAUUACACUUGGUGCAUAGAUUCGCGCUGGUGCAUCCAGAUAUCCAUGUCUACGUGCGGUCUACAGCUAGUAGAAACAAGGAGUUUGAGCACCAGUUCGAAGAGUAUCUCGAAAGCAGUCGAGAAGAUGUAUUUCUACACAUCAGCUACUUCAAGACCCUCAGUGAUAUCAUGGAGAAGAAGGAAGAAGAGUUUGGUGGGUCACUUUUUGUGGUCUCCAACGAGUUCAUGGAAGAUCACCUCGAAGACAUGGUGAGACACGGCCAAAGCAAGGAGUUUGAUACACUUGUGGUGAGAGCCAAAUGA
This is a messenger RNA of Australozyma saopauloensis, 2250 nucleotides long. RefSeq lists its product as uncharacterized. Gene Ontology annotation, molecular function: antiporter activity. The transcript has a single exon. Lineage: Eukaryota; Fungi; Ascomycota; Pichiomycetes; Serinales; Metschnikowiaceae. Gene Ontology annotation, cellular component: membrane. Gene Ontology annotation, biological process: proton transmembrane transport. The record is from RefSeq and is a predicted model, not a curated record. Bases 1 to 2250 code for a protein of 749 amino acids.